This is a messenger RNA of Salarias fasciatus (jewelled blenny), 3195 nucleotides long. Its product is annotated as zinc finger protein DPF3-like. NCBI's taxonomy places the organism in Eukaryota, Metazoa, Chordata, Actinopteri, Blenniiformes, Blenniidae. Gene Ontology annotation, cellular component: nucleus. The coding region runs from base 38 to 1078 and encodes 346 amino acids. The transcript has 11 exons. The record is from RefSeq and is a predicted model, not a curated record.
ACUGCAAGACGCCGAUAUUGCGUUACAUUGUAGCAAAAUGGCGGCUGUCAUUCAGAAUCCACUAAAAGCGUUGGGCGACCAGUUCUAUAAGGAGGCCAUCGAGCAGUGCCGCAGCUACAAUGCCCGCCUGUGCGCCGAACGCAGCGUCCGCCUGCCAUUCCUCGACUCGCAGACCGGCGUGGCGCAGAACAACUGCUACAUCUGGAUGGAACGCCACCACCGCAGCCCCGGGGUAGCGGCAGGGCAGAUGUACACGUACCCCGCCCGCUGCUGGAGAAAGAAGAGGCGGCUGCACAACACCUCAGAUCCCCGCCUGGGCAUCUACGGCCUCCAGCUCGACGGAGGACUGAUGUCCAAGGAGUCUUUGCCCACCCAAAGCACUACGCUGGAGGCUCUGCUGCGAGGAGAAGGCCUGGACAAGAGGAACAGCAAGAACGACGAGGAGAGCCUGCUGGAGAUCCAGAGGGUCCUGGAGGCCGACGCCGCAGAAGACGCUUUCAACGACGACGACGACUUCGAGGUAGACACUCCCAAGAGGAGACAUCGAGGCAAAGGAAGAGGUCGGGGCUCGGGCCGCAGGAGGGCGGACCUGGACGACGACAAGCCAUACGUCUGCGACAACAGAUACAAACAAAAGCAGAACUCAAAGUCUUCGACUUCAGUCUGUGCGAAGCGCUACAGGAACCGCACCGGACUGAGCUACCACUACACCCAUUCCCACCUGGCGGAGGAGGAGCGAGGCGGCGAGAGGAGCGCGGCGGCGUCCCGGUCCCCCUCCGUCCCGCAGCCCGACAGACACAAACGUCCGAAGGCUCCGGGUGGGACCAGCAUUCCCAACAACUACUGUAACAAAUGCCACGGCUCAAACAAGAAAACGGGUAAACCUGGCGCUCCCUGCUCCGCCUGCCAACGCACAACUGACCGCGGAGCAGAGAAGGAGGACGGGACUUUCACUGGAGCCGAGGAGCUCUUCGGCACCACCUCGGAGAGCGACACCUCCACCUUCCACGGCUUCGAGGACGACGAGCUGGAGGAGCCGGCCGCCAACAGCAACGGCAUCACGGGCCGCCACAGAUAGAGCCGGGCCGCCGCCGCCGCCGCCGUCAGAGAGACCCUCUUCUUCUUUUUGUUUUUUUUUUUUAAUAUGGAUUAACCUCUGGCAAAAAUCUGCUGCUUCUUUUUCAAUGUUUUUGUUUUGCAGAAAGCACAAAGUGAUAAUUUCAGGACGGAAAUGCAAGUGGUAUUUUAUCUACUGAACAUUGUCGAGUAAUUUAUGAGCGUUUUUUUUUAUAUAUAUAUAUAAAUAUAUAUAUAAAUGAAUAUAUAUGAACUUCUAAGGCAACAAAGGACUGUCGAUUAGACGAGUGACUCCAUAAAAAAAACACGGACAGAAGAAGAGGAGCCGUUAUUGGAGUGUUUUUUUUCCCCUCACUGGAGCAGAAGGAAAAAGUUAUGAAGAAAAAAAAAAACACACUGGAGAAGUUGGAGAAAUGGAAUUUUUUUCAAGGGGCGAAUGAGAAGUUUGGCAGAUGACUGAGUGUCAUUGUGGACCCGAACUGAGCUACUGGACGUUUUUUUCCCCCCUUUCUAAAUCAGUAGCUGGCGCAACUAUGAAGGCUUCUGCUCUGACUCUGGAUUAAACGUGUGAAAAUGAAGGAACCAAUGAAAGGACAGUCGCAGGCCUCCGGGAGGGCCGGGAUGAAGAAGCCUGGCUGGAUUUUUACCAACCGAGGGGACGAGACCAAUCAGAGGAGCGCUCAGCACACUGGCGUGUGGCCCGGAGCUGGGAGGCCGACCGGCGGAGGAGAGGCGGACUUAACCCUCGCAGACCGAUGAGCCUCCGCGUCCGAACAGACUGCAGCCGCCGAGCCCUCCGCGAGUCUCCGGCUGGGCCUCCUCCUCCUCCCCGCGCGGCGCCGGCGGUCCGGGAACACUAGAGGCCACGCCCCCGGACUGUUUGUCCCCGCCGGGGGCGCGCGGGGCCCCCGCCGCUCCGCGACCGUGAUCCGAUGUGACACUAAGACGUCAUUAUCCUCAUCACUGUGCCAGCCCGCCGCUCUGCACUGGAAACCAGCUCUGACAGCCAUGACCCUCCAACCUGAUUGGACCAGUGACCCCUGACCCCCGCAGCCAUAGAGACGGUGCUCCGAUCCACCACUAUGAAACACUCAGACCUCUGGACUACUGUAACCGUACCGACUCCGCUCUGUCCUCCUGCGCUCUCAGCCUCUCUGAUCCCACCGCUCAUCUCUCUUUUCUUUUCUUUUCUUCAUCUUUUUCUCUGUUGUAUAAUAUUUCUACGUUUUGAACUCUGAAAGGUUUGAUCAGUCCGACUUCCCGGGUGUGUGUGUGUGUGUGUGUGUGUGUGUCGAUACCUCUGUCCCGAUCGGGUGCACAAACAGCCACAACUACUCAGGCAUCUUUCAUUUUCCUCCGCUGUUGAUUGUUCUGCCACUCAGCCCUGAUUCCAUGUGAUUGUAUUCAGCCGGCGAGGAGGGACAGAGACGGAUCUGCAGACUCGUGACCACGCGGGAAAACAUCGCAAUAACAAGCCUUUCCACCCGGCGUCAUGCUCACCAUACAAAACCUCCGUACCGUGUGUUUUAAAGCGUGGAGAUAUUGCCGCCGCGCUCCAGUCCGCUCACCUGAAGAGGAGUGGAAACUGUAAAUCAAAGCUAUCUGUGACAUUUCCGUCUGAGUGCUUUAGAGAGACUGAUUGCUUUAUGCCAUUUAGAAGGGGCUUCAGGUAGUGUUGGAGGUCCGCGUCCUUCCGUGUGAUGAUUCAGUGUCGCUCCGUUCUCCAAGCUAACCGUUAAUCCCACGUGUCUGUUAGGUGCAUUCAGAACCGUCUCCCCCCGCUUCCCUCAGGGACCCUCCACACAGCGCUCCCGUCUCCGCCGGACAGUGAACGCAUCCCAGUCUUCUGCUCCCGUGUCGGCUCUCCGCCGCGUUUUCCAUCCUCUUUAUCUUCCAAAGUCCGGUGAAAGCGUGAGUCAUGAAACCACGGCCUCCUGAAGGCUCAGGAGAAGCUCCCAGAAUCAAAAAAACUAGAUGCAAACGUCAGCGAUGUCUGCUGGAGAACAGCCUGAAUACCUCGUCGACCACAGCAAUAGGCGCUGGUACUGUCCUGUGCCGCCCGGCGGGGGGGCGGAGGGGGGGAGCCCAGAGGAGGAGAGCCCCACGUGACCCAGUGUU